GAUAAACAAAAACAAAACACGCGCAAAAAAAAGAAGGAAAAUUGCUAUUGUUUAUACCGACACAUCAUCCUCCAUUAAAUCCGUCACAGAUGGACAUCUUACUGGCCAACGUGAACGGCCUGCAGUUCAAGGCGGAGCGGGACCUGAUCGAGCAGGUUGGCGCCAUACCGCUGCCCUUCUAUGGCAUGGACAAGUCCAUUGCCGCAGUGUGCAACUUCAUCACGCGCAGCGGCCAGGAGUGCGACAAGGGCAGCGCCUGCCCCUUCCGGCACAUACGCGGCGACCGGACCAUCGUGUGCAAACACUGGCUGCGCGGACUCUGCAAGAAGGGCGACCAGUGCGAAUUCCUCCACGAGUACGACAUGACAAAGAUGCCGGAGUGCUACUUCUACUCGCGCUUCAAUGCCUGCCACAACAAGGAGUGUCCUUUCCUCCACAUCGAUCCGCAGAGCAAGGUUAAGGACUGCCCCUGGUACAAGCGCGGCUUCUGUCGCCACGGACCCCACUGCCGGCACCAGCAUCUGCGCCGGGUGCUCUGCAUGAACUACCUCGCCGGCUUCUGUCCGGAGGGUCCCUCCUGCAAGCAUAUGCAUCCCCGCUUUGAGCUGCCACCUCUGGCGGAGCUAAGUAAGGAUCAGCUCCACAAGAAGCUGCCCACGUGUCACUACUGCGGUGAGCUGGGGCACAAGGCCAACUCGUGCAAGCAGUAUGUCGGCAGCGUGGAGCAUCGCAACAAUAUCAAUGCCAUGGAUCACUCUGGCGGGCACUCUGGACACUCAGGACACUCCGUGCACUCAGGCGGACACUCUGGGCACUCAGGUCACUCCGAGGGCAACGAGGAUGGCUCGUCUAACCACCACAAUCAGCACGGCCCGCCUGGUUACGUCAAGGUGCCAACGCCGCUGGAGGAAAUAACCUGCUACAAGUGCGGGCACAAGGGCCACUAUGCCAACAAGUGCCCCAAGGGCCACCUUGCCUUCCUCUCCAACCAGCAUAGUCAUAAGUAGAACCUAGGAGUAAGAGUUCAUAUUGUAGUCCCAACAGCGGGAGAUAAUUCAGAAAUAAAUCCUACGCGGAGA
Molecule: messenger RNA, 1079 nt
Organism: Drosophila serrata
Lineage: Eukaryota; Metazoa; Arthropoda; Insecta; Diptera; Drosophilidae
Gene: Clp
Product: Cleavage and polyadenylation specificity factor subunit 4
Molecular function (GO): zinc ion binding; RNA binding
Source: RefSeq, a predicted model, not a curated record